CAGCUCCCGACACGGUCACACUGAUUAAAAAAAAGUUGCUCGACUUGAACGGACGCGCAUUUCGGUGGAAUUUAAUUUGGAAAUAAUUUAGAGACGAAGACGGUACAGUAAAAACUCAUCAACAUGGACUGCGGCACAUCUCUGGUCAAAUACAUCCUCUUCAUAUUCAACACCAUUGUGUCGGUCAUCGGCAUUUUGGGUAUUGUUUAUGGCGUGCUGAUCCUAAAGAGCAUCGGAACAAUCGAGGUCAAUGGACAGGUGGGCUUCCCCCCACAGGCUCUCAUGCCGAUCGUGCUGAUCAGCUUGGGAUCGAUCGUGGUGUUCAUCUCGUUCCUCGGCUGCUGCGGCGCCAUUCGCGAGUCCGUGUGCAUGACCAUGAGCUAUGCCGUCUUCUUGCUGAUCCUGCUGAUCCUGCAGCUGACGCUGGUCGUGCUCCUCUUCUCCAACAAGGACAAGUUCGAUAAGACCAUGGGCGACGUCAUUGACAACGCCUGGAAGUCGGACACUGCGCAGGAGGGAGGUGUCUUUGAUGCCAUCCAGAAAUCGUUGCACUGCUGCGGAGCAUCCUCUUCUCUGGACUACAUCGCCAAGGGCCAAGCUCUGCCGAGCAGCUGCUGCGAAGGCACCUGCCUGAACCCGCUUAACGUUUACGGAGGAUGCCGUGGAAAGUUCGUCGACCUUAUGUCCGCUGGCACUGACAACACCAAAUAUGUGGGCAUCGGUCUCAUUGCAGUGGAGCUGAUCGGGUUCAUCUUCGCCUGUUGCCUGGCCAACAACGUGCGCAACUACAAGCGCCGGAACGCCUACUAAGGAGACGUGCGCCCAUCACCCACAUCGAGAGGCACACCCGCAUCCAACAGCACACACUCCUCACAUUCUCAUUAAAUUUUACAGUCGUUGAACGCACCUACACAAAGGAAUAAACAAUAAUAAUUUGAAGUAUGCCAUUUAGAUGGACACUUGUCAUGGAGAAAACGAGAAAAAGCUUAGUUUAAGGCGAUAUGAAACGCUUACAAUUUUUAUAUGCUAUGUUUUAUUGGUAUAACUCGAUUUUUACCUACCGAGCGAGCAGACAAAGCAAUUUCCAAAGCCUUUGUACAAACAUUUACUUGUUAAAACCGAAACCCCAGGAAAUAUUCAAAUAAACACGUUAACAAUGGUAUCUUUGUUUAAAAUUAAGCAUAUAAUCUAUAAACUGUUGAAAAUCCCCGAGCGAAAGAAAAUUAAAAAGAAAAAUAUUUAUUCAAGUAAUGAGAAUCUCCUGGUAAGAUUUAAAUUUGGAAAUGCGCAAAUCAAUAAGAGCUCGAAUUGCAUACAAAUCUUAUAAAUAAAGCAUUUACUACGUAUUUAUAUAACAAAGUCA
Messenger RNA from Drosophila ficusphila, 1363 nucleotides. RefSeq names its product 23 kDa integral membrane protein. Gene Ontology annotation, cellular component: membrane. The coding region runs from base 124 to 810 and encodes 228 amino acids. NCBI's taxonomy places the organism in Eukaryota, Metazoa, Arthropoda, Insecta, Diptera, Drosophilidae. The record is from RefSeq and is a predicted model, not a curated record. The transcript has 5 exons.